Hyposmocoma kahamanoa is the source of this 670-nucleotide messenger RNA. RefSeq names its product 2',5'-phosphodiesterase 12-like. Gene Ontology annotation, molecular function: 3'-5'-RNA exonuclease activity. NCBI's taxonomy places the organism in Eukaryota, Metazoa, Arthropoda, Insecta, Lepidoptera, Cosmopterigidae. The annotation marks the transcript as partial. The transcript is spliced from 3 exons. Gene Ontology annotation, cellular component: mitochondrion. Gene Ontology annotation, biological process: nuclear-transcribed mRNA catabolic process, deadenylation-dependent decay. The record is from RefSeq and is a predicted model, not a curated record.
GGUUGUCUGGCACAUUAUUAUUAUUUUACAAAGAUUAUUUACUUUCAGAAUCCAAACAAGAGAGUUUCAUUAAUCUUAUGUGGCGACUUUAAUAGUGUACCAUCAUGUGGUAUUUAUCAACUUUAUACUACUGGAGUAUCACCAGAUACUUUACCUGAUUGGAAAUCCAAUUCAAAUGAAACAGUAUCCAAUUUAGUUCUGGAACAAGACAUUUUUUUAGAUAGUGCUUGUGGCACCCCACCAUUUACGAAUUUCACAGCUUUAUUUGCUGAUUGCUUAGAUUACAUAUACUAUGAACGAGUCAAUUUGGAAGUUGAACAGGUAGUUCCAUUUCCUAGCCUAGAAGAAUUGCAGGCGCACACAGCUUUACCGAGUAUUGUCUUUCCAUCGGACCACAUAGCUUUGAUAUCUGAUUUACGUUUUAUAUGAUGCUACUUAUAAGAGAAAUAAGUUAUAUGCAUAAUAUUGUAAAUAAAGCAAUAUGUACAUUGAUAGCAUUAUCAUAAUAAUUUGUCUUUCAAUAGGGUAAACAGGGAGUAUGGAUGUCCACUUGCUUCGUUCUCAAUAUAAUUUGCUUCACUUUUGCUGUCUCCACCCAUGUCAAUCUCGAUGUAUAGAGUAGAAGUAUGAAUUUCAGUUUCCGAAAUUCAAUGGCACUUAUUGAGUGAUU